UGCUGAUGCUAGGAUCUGUUUGAAGCUCAGCUGUUUGUGUGUUCCGCUUUCUGCUUUUCUAUUUUCUGUAUCAAUAUCAAAAGCAAACUCAAACCAGUGUUGAUUUUGCAAAGAUUGCAAAUAAUUUUAUUUACUUCAAAUAUAGUUGAGGUCGAAUUAAAUGUACUUUUAUUGAUAAUAUUUUAGAUUAUCUUGAAAAACUACGAUGACAAUUUUUAGUAGUUUGAGGCAAUACCCAUUGGCCAAAAGUUUAUCAUCUCUACUCAACAACAGGGUCGUCUUGAAAGAUGCCCCAAAACGGUUCAUGGGUGAACAUCGUGUCAUGCCGAUUGUGCCAUCUAGAUUCCAGUAUCAAAAGUUCAAAGAUCUUCUUCAUUUCUACUUGGCGAUUGGUAUAAUUCCUGUUACGCUGCUCAUAACCUACGUGAAUGUGUUCAUUGGACCAGCUCAGUUGACUGAAAUACCAGAAGGUUAUCGCCCGGAGCCUCAUGAAUAUUACAAGCAUCCAAUAACGAGAUUCAUUUCAAAGUAUUUGAAGACCUGUCACCAGCAAGAGUAUGAAAAACAUAUGCACUGGCUGUAUGAGGCUGACGAGAGAGCAAAAAUUGGGGUACUGACAAAAAAGGUUCUUGACUUGAUGCGAGAUAGGUCGGAUUAUCAAUCAUUCUACUACUUCCCAAUUGAUCCACGUUAUGCUCGUGUUGUUUCAGAAGGAAAAGAGGAAAUGGAAAAAUACUUUUAAAUAUACUAUCAAUGUACAGUAGUUGAAAGAUGCUAAUGAAGCUUUAUGUAUAGAAAAUUUGUAAGAAUUAAAUUGAAAAAUAUUUGAGAUUUAU
Nilaparvata lugens (brown planthopper) is the source of this 836-nucleotide messenger RNA. It is a transcript of the gene ND-SGDH, whose product is annotated as NADH dehydrogenase [ubiquinone] 1 beta subcomplex subunit 5, mitochondrial. The transcript has 4 exons. The record is from RefSeq and is a predicted model, not a curated record. Bases 206 to 742 code for a protein of 178 amino acids. Lineage: Eukaryota; Metazoa; Arthropoda; Insecta; Hemiptera; Delphacidae.